CAUCAGGUUUCGGUGCGACUCGUCUCAACACAGCUCAAGAAUGAACUGACUGGUUUCACCAUCAUUAAAUCAUAUUAAUUCUUGACCCCUUUAUCUACCGUACUUGUCUAUCUCUUCACACAUUAUCGGCGAACUGAUGAGUGCCCAGCGGAGUGCCAUCUCAAAGCCUCUCUUAACCGAGUAAGCCGGGCAUGGCGGGCAUACAAUUUUCCCUGAUUUGGAUCGUAUAUGCAAUUGUGAUUGCAAUUUUGCUCGGGGUAGCUUCGAUUUUCAUCUAUGUCUAUAAUACAUCCAGAGAACGUUCGCGCCCUGUGAUACUGGUCUCGAUCAUCGCCAUCACCACUCUUCUUGCUACUGUUCUGCUGCAGCCAGUUGAUGUUGCUCUAGUGUCUGUCACAAACUCAUCUAAGCGAGGCCAGCGUAAAAGCUGGGCUUCUCAGGAUGAGGUUGAUGAAAUCGUGUUUUCCCUCAAAGUCGUAUACUAUUUGCUCUAUACCUUGGACAUAUUCCUGGUCCUGCUGGUGAUUCCUUUCACGUAUUUCUGGUAUGAGGAAUAUGAUGAAGUGGCUGUGCAAGAGGGAGAACAGACAGCUGGAAAGCGUGUCUGGGGUGCUUUGAAGUACACGAUUGGUUUCUUAAUAUUUACCGCCAUCUUGUUUAUUAUUGGCCUUUUCGUUCCCAUAUCUGCUGAAUCAGGUCGAAACCCUGAAUAUUUCAAGAAAUUGCUCACAGAGAAUCGUGGCGAGAGAAUGCUAGCAUUUACACUGGGGGUUUUGAUUACCCUUGGAACAUGCCUCUAUGUUGUUUAUACAUCAACCGGAAUUGCAUUGCUUCCCAUCACUCUCAUCAAGACCGCGCCAUCCAUCUCAAACCCAGCCCUAAAGGCCAAUACAUCUACUCGACUCGAAGCGAACCGCGAACGUCAACGCCAACUAGAUGCCCGCUGUGGAGGUGACCCUGGCCAGCUCUCUUCCAAAGACCGCAGAGAAUUAGAUGUCUUGGUGCGAGAGGAAAGAACGCUUAUCAGAAGACAGAGGCUUAUUGAGGAGGCCCAAGGCGAGACGAGAAACUGGAUUAUACAAGCAUGGUACAAAAUUGGAGCACUCCUGAGACCAUUCAAACUCCUCGGAGGUAUCCUCCUUUUGCUGAUAUCCCUCAUCAUCUGGAUCUCAAUGCUUCUCACAGCGAUAGACAAGGCCAAAAACUCUGUAUGCAAGAGCAACUGCGGCUAUAUAUUAGGCCACAUCAACGUCUUUAACCCAGUCAAUUGGGUCUUUGUCCACUCCGCAAAAGUCUUCCCCGUGGAUUACGUGCUGUUCACACUUCUUGUGCUACUGUUCUUCACUAGCUCUGUUGUCGGUAUUGCAACUGUGGGAAUUAGGUUUCUGUGGAUCAAAAUAUUCCAAAUUCGCAGGGGCCAUACCUCGCCUCAAGCGCUUCUUAUGGCAACUACCAUGCUGACCUUUAUCACAUUGGCUCUGAACUACUCUAUCGCGAUGAUUGUUGCUCCGCAAUAUGCUACUUUUGGUCCUCAAACAUUUUGCGACAAGCCUGUGCCACCUUCCCUCACACAACCAGACUGUUCGGACAACAAAGAUCUCAUCAAACCAUGCUCAGAAACUGCUGAUAACCCAGCUGCUAAAGAUAUAUGCACACCUAGUGUUGUGAGCACAUUUCUGAAUCGUGUGACCUUGAGUUUCCCCUUCUUUGGUGUUAUAUUCUUCUGGGCGCAGUUCGUCUUCCUAGGUCUCUAUCUCAUAGUCUUCAUAACCUCGCUAGUUCGUACACCAAAAUUAGACGAACGCCAGAUUGACGAGGACGCUGAAGAAGAUGAGGAAGAAAGCUUAUUAGCCACCACAGCACAGCGCUUCAAUGCGAAUUGGCAGGAUAUCGCAGGUGAACAGAGGUCAAAUGGUUCCUAAACCUACGACCACUGGGCCGAAUAAUCAUGUAAUAUUUAGUUACUUUCUACUUAGUUUAAUAGUGUGAUGGGAUACACGCAAUCGGUUAUGGUUAGGUA
Messenger RNA from Talaromyces proteolyticus, 2020 nucleotides. Its product is annotated as putative LMBR1 domain protein. The transcript is spliced from 3 exons. The record is from RefSeq and is a predicted model, not a curated record. Gene Ontology annotation, biological process: protein localization to vacuole. Gene Ontology annotation, cellular component: vacuolar membrane. The coding region runs from base 192 to 1922 and encodes 576 amino acids. NCBI's taxonomy places the organism in Eukaryota, Fungi, Ascomycota, Eurotiomycetes, Eurotiales, Trichocomaceae.